Molecule: messenger RNA, 6069 nt
Organism: Cladocopium goreaui
Lineage: Eukaryota; Dinophyceae; Suessiales; Symbiodiniaceae
Source: the annotation of a GenBank genome assembly
AUGAGCUUUGCUUUUGCCCUGACCGAAUUGGUCCGUGAAGCGCGGUGGUGGGCUACUCCAGGGACUGCGUCGUGUCCUUGGGGUGCAUUUUGUUUCUUGAUCCUCCUGGCAUUCAUCUUUGGCUGCUGCUGCGGUGCAUUUGCAGUAGGCUGUGCCUUAUCUCAGGGUUGCCAGCGUGUAGGACUGGUUUUGGCUCGGCUGGCUGCUGCAUACUGGGGUCCCCAAGCUGCAACUGAACAAGAGUUGAGUUUCCAGUUUGAAAACCUCCAGAUUUCCAUUAGGGUGACUGUGCGCCCUCUCACCACUGCUUCUGUCAACAGGGCUUCAGGUUCUGGAGUCCAGGUGGCAGCAGAAGCGGAUAGAGGACCGGCAGGUGAGGCCGAGUUCAUUGAUCCCUACCACAUCAGCAUUGAUUUGGAAGAGCGUGCUCUUGCGGCGCGUACUGCUCCUGAUCUUUCUGCUCUUCCCCUACCUUUUCUGCGAUAUCUUGAGUCUCGACUUAGGGGUAGUGACUCAGAGUGGACAUCACGAGCAAGGUUGGCAAGAGCUUUCAGGGCAGGGUGUGCUGCCUACCGCCGGUUGAACGGGGAGUUCUCCGAGGUGUCCAGUCCAGGAAUCCCUUUUCGGAACACCAUCUACAUCAUCCUUCGCUGCCCACGCUAUCCUGCGGGAGUGUGGACUAGUGAUUACUCUGCUUUCAUUGAGGCCUGCGGGCGAAGUCACGAUUCCGACUUCCACCGCAAUACGGUGUGCCAGGCGUUUGCCACUCGCACAGAAGGAGACGCUUUCUUGUCUUCAGCAGUGAACAUGAGCCCUCUGGAUUCAGAGGUGCUCAAGGGCUAUGUCGCAGGCGUGGAUGGAGCUCGAGAUCUCAGUCUGACCGCUGUGUGGCUGCCUCUAGACUCUUCAGAUGCGGAAGGGGCUACGGUUGUGGCAACGUGCUACCCUUUGCUUUGCAGAGAGAAUGGUUUUAUGCUGCUUGUGCCAAAGACAGAGGAAGUGACUGCGGCCUUGCAAGUGGUGAGCAGCCUUUGCAGUGCCGAGCCCGCCAUUUGGGAGGGCGAAGUCGACAUCAUCACUGUUCGUGGCCGUUUGCUGGGCAAGCAGGAGUGUCAGCUUGUGGAUCUCACGUGGGACUACGUCCCGCAUUUGUGCAAGGCUUUGGUGUUGCGAGGAGCCGCAAAGCAGAGCACCCAAGUCGUGCACUUCCAGCUUGGAGGAGCUUCAGGUCGACCGGUGGCUCAGUCCGCUCUAUCCCUAGCAGACCACUGGAUCACCGCCGGACUUGGGUUAGACCCAGAAUCAGCCCAAGAAUAUCUUACUGGAGAGGAGCUCGCGCGGGACGACGAUCCAGAUCUUGCUUCACCUUCUCCCCCUGGAUCCCAAGCGGGAGGCUCUGGGGGCUUGCAAGCCCGCAUCAAGGUGUUAGAAGAACAGCUUGCUGGUCUCCAUCAAGCCGUCAGUACCCAGCCCAGAGCUCAGGCUCGCCUUCCUUUGGGCAGCCUUCAAGCAAGUCGCGCAAAACAUGGUCAAGAGCAGCAGCUUUUCAGUGCUCAAGGGUCGGCCCUUCGACCAGAGGAACUGGCUCGCCUGCAGCAACUUGCAGGAGCUCCUCCCGGUCGUUUGCAGGCUGCGGUAGCAAAGCAGCUGCCCGCCCCAGACCGUCAGGUGGCUGUUCUGGAUGGGCUGCAAGCAGAAACGGAGAAGGAGGUUCUGGAGGACCCGGAGGCGCACCUGCUCGAACUGGGGCUGGACCCGACGCAGGUGACCGAUCCUGUGCAGCGCCUUCUGCUUCUUCAGAUGCAACAGAACACUGUGCUGAUGCGGCGUUUUGCCCAACCUCGCGAUCCAAUGAGUUCUCUCCUAGGCGGCGGGGGCAGCGAGUCCGGAAGCAGCUCCGGGGGCGCCAGAGGGUGUUUGGCCAGGGACAUGUAUCUCAAGACCAUUCAAGACCUUCCUCGCGUAGCAGAAGUGGCUCGCCAAAAUGCGCUGCAAGAGCUGGGCAUCUCCCGCGACAAGGAGGACAAAGACCUUAUGCACCUCUACGUCGAGAGGCGGAUCCCUUUGGCAGAGAACAAGCUUUUGGCACACUUCGCAGUGCUUGCGGCGGAGGGCUGGUCCAUUGCUCAGAGCAGCAACAACCUCGAGAUGCAAGGUUUCUUGGCUCGGAUGCUCUUUUUCGUCGAACAGGGCCUUGGAUGGGAAGGUAGACCUAGGCUGGCUGAUGGCGGGUUUUCCAGAACCAAAUACCCACCUCCAUUUCUCAAACAAAAGGGUCCCUGGUCUGAAACCGUUCACCAGAUUAGCGAGCCCUCUGUGGGUGUCAGCGAAUUUAGCGUUCCUGCGAGAUUUGGACUAUUUGGAAGGGAGGAUUCAAACCAUUGGGAAGCCAACAGGGAAAUCUCAGAGCCACACCACAGAUCCAGACGAAGUCCCCAAACCAAAGGCAAAACCGAAGUCAAAGAAGGGAAAGAAAGGGUCAGGCAAGGAGGGAGAGGCCGAGCCCAGUGCGUCCUAGCAAGCACUGGUUCAGCCGAUGCCCGGGCCUUGGAUGCUUCUAUGAGCCAUUUUCCACAAGAUACAUGUCGUGUCAGUGACUUGGCUGAAAACUGGGAGUCUUUGAGAAAAGGGAAGAGCUUGGUGUUGCAAGAUGCCUCAAACAUGCAGCCUUCCCGGUCGAAGGCGUUGUGGCCGGUCCCGUUACCUAGGUGGCGAUGGACGGCUUGCAUGCACCUUGGUCCCAGACGUCGUAGGCGAAAACGUGAGCUUUCCACCAGACACCUUGCGACACAGCUCAUCAUCGCCUGCCUGAACUGGGAAGUGCUGGGUCAUCCGGUUGAUCCACCACCUGAGGGGUGUCUAGGUUAUCCAAUCAGUGAUGCUCAGCAUUUGAUCAUUGAGCACAUUGAAUCAUUAGUUGAUCAUCACCUUUCCAGUGGUGACUUUUCUGAGGAUGAUUUGGGACGCUUUUUAGAAAAAUACCAAGGUGUAAUUAAGAUGCUGGAGGAACUACCGCACUGCCAUAGUUCGGGUGAGGACCUCACUUCUGUUUUAAUUGAUUUGCAAGCCGACUUGGACCCAUACAACAGCCAUUUUGGCGGCCGGGUUCAUCACAGAACUGAAGACAAACCCAAAUCAGACCACCAGUGCACUUUUGAUCGCUCGGCACCGCUACCCAUGUCGGGAGCCCGGCCAGUCAUUUCUUCUCGCAUAAAGUGGCAGUUUCCACCGUCCUUUGAAGCAGAGGCCUACUUGACCAAUCCUUUAGUGAAAGCUGCGUUUGAGGAUCCUGAAGUUAUGCGUAAGCCUAAGGAGUUUUGGUCCCCCAGUAAGCCCGCUAAGAUUAACUGUAGUAAGGCCGAACUGUUGGAUCUUGCCAAACGUUGGGAUGACUUAGGUACCAUUUUGGGGGCUGAUUUCGAUGGGGUAAAGGGUCGAGUCAUGGCACCACGAAGUCGAAUCUUGUUGCUUUCAGGGAUAUCCAUGAAGAUUGUAUUUUGCUUGAACCGUCAGUCUCUGAACGAACUACAAGUUUUGGCAAUGCUGGGUCCCACAGCACAAAGUGACCUUAGGGUUCACUAUUCAAAGUUCCUAUACACCACAGAUGCUAGCCCCAGUGGGGGAGCAGUUGUUCGUGCCGAAAUCGGGCCCAAAGCUGCACAAGAAGUGUGGCGGCACACAGAGCAGAAAGGGUUCUAUACGAAACUGCAGAGUCCAGUAUCUGUAAUUCUGAGCGAGCAUGGCAUCGAACCCGAGUCCAUGCACAUGUUUCAAGAUCAUUUGGCCCACCAUUCCCUUAAAGCUAAGAUCCCCUCUAGUCUUUCUGAAGGUUGGGUUUUUGAUUGCAUUGAAAUUUUUCGUGGAGUAGGAAACUGGUCAGCUGCUCACCGAGAUGUGGGGUUGGCCGUUCACGAUGGGAUCGAUCUUGAUGGCCGCCGUUUGCGAGUUGGCGACAUCACCUCAGACUCAGUGUUUAGGGAGCUCACUGCGCUCGCUGCCCGGCGAGUCAUCCGAGACUGGCAUGCGGGAGUGCCGUGUCCCUCCUUCGGGACAUUGCGGCGGCCACAGGAGGUCUACGGCUGUCGUCCAUACCCGGGCCAAAGGGUUUCUGAGUUUUCAGCCGCUUAUCCACUGAGGUUGGUGCAAGCGAUGGCAGUGGGGAGUUUGCAAGCUUCCAAAGGGCAUGUUGAUGCCAUGCCGCUCCAAGCCAUCCACCUGACUGCAAAGAGCCUUGGGAUUCCUUUGGAAGACGUCUCUCCAGCACCUACGAAAGAGAAACCAAAGUGGUUUGAACUUCUGGAAAAAGGAGACCCUAGCCUUUUUGAUAUUGUGGUUGCUUCCUCCUGCGUGGCGAGAGUGCCGGGCCGUUGGAUGAGGUUUAUUUUGCUGAUUCUGGCUGGAGAUGUCGAGAGAAAUCCAGGUCCCCUGAAGCCUGGGACAAAUGUCAGACCUAGAGGUGUUUUAGAUCUCAAAGUAGGCUUUGCUGAACAGACUUCAAACCGCAUGAUUCAAUGUGUGAGUGCCUUCCAGCAAUGGGUAGAAAAUUUCUGCGAACUCAGCUUCGAAAACCUGGUUUCCGAUAGCCAGGCUGUUGGAUGGGCGCUGAGAGCUUAUGGAGUGCAUUUGUUUGAGCGAGGUUUUCCCCGUUACCUAUUUGUAUAUGCCAUUACAGGCAUGCAAGAGCAAUUUCCACAGUGCCGACCUAGUUUGGGUCUUGCUUGGCAGAUCGACAGAAAGUGGCAGAUCCAUGAGCCCGGCCAGUGCAGGGCAGUUUUGCCGGGCAUUGCCGUCAGAGCAGUUUGCGCAGUUGGCACUUUGUGGGGUUGGCACUUCUGGGUAGGAGUCAUUCUAUUAGGAUUUGCGGCCAUGCUUCACCCCAGCGAGAUGGUUGCAUUGACUAGGAAAGACCUGGUUUUUCCCAGAGACGUGGGUUUCGAUAUGCCUUGCCUUUAUAUUCAUUUGCAGAAUCCAAAGACAGCGCGUUUUGCUAGACGACAGCACGGCCGUAUCGAUGAUACGCAAAUCAUCCAACUGGCAGAAAAGAUUUUUGGAAAGUUGCCCAUGCAGUGUCGUUUAUACAGCGGUUCGAUCAGUCUCUUCAGAAAACAAUGGGAUGCAGUCAUGUCGCUGCUUGGUAUCCCACACCGCCAAUCCCAGCGGGGUGCCACCCCAGGCACUUUGAGGGGAAGUGGGGCCACCUUUCUGUAUGGCCGAACUGAGGAUAUUCCAUGGAUCGCUUGGAGGGGUCGAUGGGCUCGUGUGAAGACGCUCGAGUUCUAUCUCCAGGAGGUCAGUGCCCAACUUUUGCUCCAUGAGUUACCAAAGCGAUCCAAGCACCUCGUUGAGACCUUUGGCAAUGCGGCUUGGCCGAUUCUCUGCACACAGUGGCGUCUCUUGGAGGAGCAUCCCACAGGCUGUAUACAGCUUUUGUGCAGAGAACCGGGGCAACUUGGUGAACUGAGGCGAAAAGGGAUGCACAGGAGCAUCCCACAGGCUGUAUACAGCUUUUGUGCAGAGAACCGGGGCAACUUGGAUCUCUCUUCGCAGGACAUCCCAUCGUCAUUGCAAACUCUGCUACAUGCACUUUGCCGCGACUUAGUCUCAUUGGCAUUUCGCUGUCGGAGCAUGACGGAUCGCCAGUGGAGCCAGGCCGGAGAUGUCUUCGAGGUUUUGCGAGACAUGCUGCACGAGGACGUUACGCUUGAGUGGAUGGACGUCUCCUCUCGUCUGAGUCGGCUGAGUGGGCACGUGCCGAUUCCGAUGCCGGCCAUGCGGCAUCCAAGCCCGCUGGGCGAAACGAAGAGGAGUGAACCCAGCGAUUCACCGGUGGCACACAGGAGAAGCUUGGCGGAGGCUGCCAGUAUGGCCUUUUCAGCUGUCACGGCUUCUCUCUUUUGGCAGAAUGGUACGGAAGAGCCAGUGCCACGAGACGAAGAGCCGGAUCCGGCAGGUGCUGCUCCAGUGGAGUCCCACAGCGCUUGCCUCGGUGCGGAAGGUGCGACCGAUGAGGCCGUCUCUGUGCCGGAGGCCAAGGAGUUUGUCCCAAAGUGCCGAUUUGGGUUUGUCUAA